This is a messenger RNA of Ruditapes philippinarum (Manila clam), 710 nucleotides long. RefSeq lists its product as uncharacterized. The transcript has 3 exons. NCBI's taxonomy places the organism in Eukaryota, Metazoa, Mollusca, Bivalvia, Venerida, Veneridae. The record is from RefSeq and is a predicted model, not a curated record. Bases 81 to 602 code for a protein of 173 amino acids.
UAUAGUUAACAUGUUUAACUGUUUCAUAAACAGUUACUUUAACACGUGUAAAAAGCAAAGAAGACUUCCGAAGUCCUUUAAUGGAUUCACACAUAUGUUACCUGUUUGUGGUCAUAAUGAGUGGAUUUGCAACAAUUUAUGGAACAAAUGUACUAACAACAAUGAAAGUAUCAAAUGAUACAACAAUAAAGACAACCAUGAAAACAUCUACUUUUGGACAAAACUUAAACACUUCUAUUGACACAACGGAGCCAAUUACCACUGAUAAGAACAAAUCUGAAGCUGUUGAUAAUGAAGUGCAUGCGUGUAAUGACACCGAUGAAACAGCUUCACGUCUGAGUUCAGCCUUCCCUAUGACACAAAAUACUAGCCAAACAAGCUUCUCUGUACGAAUGGAGGACGCAACUGCUUCGGGUUUAGGAAUGCUAUUUUCUCGAGGUCAAACUAGGACAACUAUAAAGGUUACGUCCAUACGAUCUUCUUCAAAAAUAACAAAUGAUAAAUCAACCGCGUCCGUAAACCAAUCGUCUCAAAUUGAGACGCAAACGAAUACAUCCGCAAUUUCAGGUGAGAUAUUUUAUGUGUUUUUUGUUUUGCUCUAAAUAUCUUAAUAGAUAAAAAUAUUUCUUUAUAUUGAAUAUGUUGUUCGUAUAACGCUUUAUGUCAGUCUAUGUUAGUUUCUUAAUAUUGCUAGCGAUGUUCUUUUUAUG